GUCUUGCCGGGGCAGGGAACCCCUUGCCUUCUCCAGGAGCUUGGUGUGGAGUUUGUGGGGAGACGUCUGAAUCAGAUAAACUCAGGAGGUGCAAGGGCUUUCUGAUCUGCCCACUGUUGGGGGCUGCAGAGCUUCCUCCCCUAGGGGGUCCCUGGUGCCCACAAUGUUCCAGGCUCCUCUGGUGGCUGGCUCCUGGGACUUCAGGAGAUGUGGGGCCUCGCCCCCUCAGGAGGAGCUCCUGGGCUGCCCCUUCACCUCUGGGGGCUUCCUCGGGUCCUCAGCAGGCCACACCUCCUUUGAUGUUCCCAUGGAAGCUGAUGCAUGCACUUCCGCCUUUCCCCUCUUCCGGUGCUCAAAUCCACAAGGCUAGGUCUGAGGGCUGCAGACCGGCUCAGCUGUCAAGGAUCAGGGCAGACCCCCUGACUAGCCUGCCCUCUGAUGGAAAAUCAAGUCCUCUUCCCAGCAGCAGGUAGGGGGUGUAGGAUGGAAUUUCUCAGGGCUGUGCUAUAGCUUCUGGGACACCCUGGGAAUCUGGGUGGCUGCUUCUAUGUGGAGGGAAAGUAGGGAUGGAGCACAAAGGCACCGAAAUUCGGAACUCCUGGCAUUGGGAUAGUCUGAAUCAGAUCUAAGCCUGUCUCCCUAUGGGAGGAAGCCACCUUGGGGAGCUGAUGCUGAGCCUGGUCCUGGUGCACCUGGAGGCAGGCAAACCCCCUGUGGCUGAAGACCCUUCUGUGGCAUGCUGGACAGACCCUCUCUUGGCCCUGGUCAGACUUGUCAUGGGAGGCUCUCUCCACAGCCCCUCCCUGUACUGCUUGAAGGGGUUGCACCUUACUGUCAAGAGGUCAGUGUUACAAUUUCAACAUCUUUGUGUUGAAAAGCAGUGUUGUUCCAGGCCAGGCAGUGUUCCUCGCCCUGAUUUCCUCCUUGCCCUGGGCAGAGGACUCGACCUUUCUGGCCUCCCAGCUGCACCACCACCUAUGGCACAGCUGCGGGCUGACCAUGUGUGUGGGUCAUCAGGAAAGCUUGCCUUGUCCUCUGUGUCAACAGAGCUUUCCUCUGUCUACCUUCUCUUAGCCAGAAUGGCCUGCUACUGGUGACUGCCACCCUUCUAUUCUAGGACCCUGGCCUUUGGGAGGGUGGGGAUGCUACAAAUACAUAUUGGGUGAAGCUCUCCAGUGCUGUGAACCACACAAUGUACAAUGACUGCCAGUGGGCUUGGGGGUUGGGGGAUGGGCUACAAGGUGAGAGAUUGAGAAUUUGGUCUGGGGGACCCAAAUGUGAUUCUCUCCACAUCCCUUCCCUCCCCCAGCUCACAGUGAGUCAGGUUUCCGAGUUGUCCGGUCUGGCCACUUUCAUUUCCCUUGGGGCUGGGUGGAGGCUAGUGCAGAAAAGGGAACCGAGCCACCCAUCUUCUGAAGCCUGGGGGCAGGGCUGGACGCUCUCCUGCCUUCCCUGUCCCGGCCCAGCGCUGGGCACUGCUCUGAGGAGAGGCCUGCAGCUGAGACCCCUUAGCGACGUCGAGGUGGCACUUAGCUGCCACAACCCAACAAGACGCCUUUGCCAUGAACCAGCCUGCCCCCGCUGCCCUUCCUCCGCCCCGCCGUGUACGGCUGAAGCCCUGGCUGGUGGCCCAGGUGAACAGCUGCCAGUACCCGGGGCUUCAGUGGGUCAAUGGGGAAAAGAAAUGCUUCUAUAUCCCCUGGCGCCAUGCCACGCGCCACGGCCCCAGCCAGGAUGGAGAUAACACCAUCUUCAAGGCCUGGGCCAAGGAGACAGGAAAGUACACCGAGGGGGUGGACGAGGCCGAUCCGGCCAAGUGGAAGGCCAACCUGCGCUGUGCCCUUAACAAGAGCCGUGACUUUCGCCUCAUCUAUGAUGGGCCCCGGGACAUGCCGCCUCAGCCCUACAAGAUCUAUGAGGUCUGCUCCAAUGGCCCCACUCCUGCAGAGUCACAGCCCAGUGAGGAUUACACUCUCGGUACAGGAGAGGAGGAGGAGGAGGAAGAGGAAGAGCUCCAGAGGAUGUUACCAAGCCUGAGCCUCACAGAAGCAGUGCAGCCCGGUCCCCCCAUGGCACCCUAUUCUUUAUCCAAAGAGGAUGUCAAGUGGCCACCCACUCUCCAGCCGCCUGUGGUGCUGGGUCCCCCUGCCCCUGGCAACCCUGCUGACUAUGGGGAGCUGCUUUCUGAGGUCCUGCCAAACCCACAGCCUGGGACCCUGGCUGCCAGCCUGCCCCCCACAGGCGAACAACUCCUGCCCGACCUGCUGAUCAGCCCUCACAUGCUGCCUCUGACCGACCUGGAGAUCAAGUUCCAGUACCGGGGGAGGCCACCCCGGGCCCUCACCAUCAGCAACCCCCAUGGCUGCCGGCUCUUCUACAGCCAGCUGGAGGCCACCCAGGAGCAGGUGGAGCUCUUUGGCCCUGUGAGUCUAGAACAAGUGCGCUUCCCCAGCCCCGAGGACAUCCCCAGCGACAAGCAGCGCUUUUAUACCAACCAGCUGCUGGAUGUCCUGGACCGCGGGCUCAUCCUCCAGCUACAAGGCCAGGAUCUGUAUGCCAUCCGCCUGUGCCAGUGCAAGGUGUUCUGGAGCGGGCCCUGCGCCUCAGCCCAUGGCUCACACCCCAACCCCAUCCAGCGGGAGGUCAAGACCAAGCUCUUCAGCCUGGAGCAUUUUCUCAAUGAGCUCAUCCUGUUCCAGAAGGGCCAGACCAACACCCCACCACCGUUUGAGAUCUUCUUCUGCUUUGGGGAGGAGUGGCCUGAUCGCAAACCCCGAGAGAAGAAGCUCAUCACUGUACAGGUGGUGCCUGUAGCAGCUCGGCUGCUGCUGGAGAUGUUCUCAGGGGAGCUUUCUUGGUCGGCUGAUAGCAUCCGGCUACAGAUCUCAAACCCAGACCUCAAAGACCGCAUGGUAGAACAGUUCAAGGAGCUCCAUCACAUCUGGCAGUCCCAGCAGCAGCUGCAGCCUGUGGCCCAAGCCCCUCCUGUGGCAGGCCUCAGUGCUGGCCAGGGGCCCUGGCCCAUGCACCCAGUCGGCAUGCAGUAAUGCGGCUGCAGACAGUGAGUGGCCCAGGCUUCCAGGGUGGCUGUGCAGACUGAUGUGGAGGUGCGAUGGCCUCAGUGGGCACCUGGUGGGCGGCAGGGUCCUGUCUCUGGGUUCUCUGGAAGUGGAUCUGGGUCACGAAGAAGAGGGAAAAGAGGCCCGAGUUCCAGGUUCUCCUUAGAAGCUGACGGAAACUGGAAGCCAAUUUUGCUUUGAGGACUCUGUCUUCCUGGAUAUGCCUCUCCUGGGCUGGGUGGGGGAACUGGGGGAACUGAGCCAUCGGCACCAGUGAGGAGGGAAAGAACUCCUCCUGGCUCCAGGGGGCCUAGUUGUACAGAGGGAGUUGCCCCAGAGUGACCCAUACUUGUGGUUGCCCCCAUUUCUUCUGGCAAAAAGAGCCAAGUGCUGUGGCUCAGGUCUCCCUGGCAGGUCCUCUGCAGGGCAUGGACCGGAUAUUGGGGUUCCCUAGCUUGAGCCCCACUUCCUCAUCUUUCUUCCUCCAGAGACAGAGAUGAGCACUUACGUAUUACACCAGAUACUUAAGGCUGGCAGCUACCUCCCUUCAGAGUCUAAGAUCCUGGGGUAGAAAGUGGAAUUUUACGUAUUUUUGGAUUAAUAAAUAUUAAAAAAGAGA
This is a messenger RNA of Globicephala melas (long-finned pilot whale), 3678 nucleotides long. It is a transcript of the gene IRF5, whose product is annotated as interferon regulatory factor 5. Gene Ontology annotation, molecular function: DNA-binding transcription factor activity, RNA polymerase II-specific; protein binding; RNA polymerase II cis-regulatory region sequence-specific DNA binding. Gene Ontology annotation, cellular component: nucleus. The record is from RefSeq and is a predicted model, not a curated record. NCBI's taxonomy places the organism in Eukaryota, Metazoa, Chordata, Mammalia, Artiodactyla, Delphinidae. Gene Ontology annotation, biological process: regulation of transcription by RNA polymerase II; immune system process.